This is a messenger RNA of Tachyglossus aculeatus (Australian echidna), 757 nucleotides long. RefSeq names its product gastrin releasing peptide (gene GRP). Gene Ontology annotation, molecular function: neuropeptide hormone activity. Gene Ontology annotation, biological process: neuropeptide signaling pathway. Lineage: Eukaryota; Metazoa; Chordata; Mammalia; Monotremata; Tachyglossidae. The coding region runs from base 27 to 500 and encodes 157 amino acids. The record is from RefSeq and is a predicted model, not a curated record. The transcript is spliced from 3 exons.
CCAGAGCCCGGCCGGCGGCGUCCACCAUGCGCGGCGGCGAGGCUUUCCCGGCCAAGUGCCGCUCCCUCUUCUCCCCCUUCAUCCUGUUGAGCCUGGUCCUCUUCGAGGUGCCCGGGGGCGCCGCGGCCCCCCUGCAGCCGGCCAGAGGGAACCCGCUGGCCAAGAUCUACCCGAGGGGCAGCCACUGGGCCGUAGGCCAUCUAAUGGGGAAAAAGAGCAUUGGAGAUUUUCCCUCUGACUUUGAAGGAGAAAGCAAGAUACCACUGUUCGCAUUACCAGAAAACUUGAAGCAGCUGAGUGAGUACCUGCGGUGGGAAGAAACAGCUCAGAAUUUGCUCCAGCUGCUAGAGGGGAAUGACAACAGAAACAAUCAGCCCCUUCGUGAAGAGCCCCCAGGGUCCCCCAGGAACACUUGGGCCUUGGACAACAAUAACAAUUUUAGAGAUGUGGUGGACUAUCUGCUUCAGGUUCUGAACAUGAAGGAAAGCACUCCAAGCUGAGCAGGCAAUUCCCCUCUAAACUGGAGAGCUCUAUCCUUGAGAGACUAUGUUCCACACACAUCUGAUUGUUACAGAUAAUCAACAACAUCUUCUCUGUGUAAACAAGAUUUCUUCUGUGCAAAAUAAUUAUUCUUGUAUGUUUCAAACUAAACCCCUGUAUUUUCCAGCAUCAUUUUCUUGUCUGAACAGCUUUGCUGUAAAUAGUUGGCCAGGAAGGGUCUUCCAAUGAACAGAAUUAUUUUAUCCCACUCUCACGA